CAAAAUCAUGUAUAGCCUUUAAUGUGUUUGUCUUAUUGCUUCAAUGAGUAUGGUUUCUUCAAAUGCUCUAUUUUUAUUCUUAUGGAAAAAGUUAUCUUUAGUAUAUAUGGUUUGUUCAUGAUAUUUUUAGUAUUCAUAUGGAAAAUGAUGUGUGUAUAAAUUCCACAAAAUGAUACAUUUUUUUUGUUGAUAUAGUGACAUUGUCUUUGUCAUUAAAUUAUUGGAUACUGAGGGUAUGAAUGAAUGCACAGUUUCAAAGUUUGGUAUACAUCUUUUUGAUUGGAUUCCUUUGGGAAACGAACAAAGUAGGUAAACAGAAAAAAGCUAAUUAGCUUAUUUUCCAUGUCAAAGUGCUGCUUAUUUUGACUACAAAACACACUUUAGUUAUAGUUGAUUAUGUUUUAGCCUUUAAUGUCAAACUUAGGAAAAUUACUCCAAUAUAUCAUCUAGUUACAUAUAUAAGGCACAUGAGAAUAGAUUCUAUUAUGCUUCUCACCCAAUUCUCUUUCAUAUUUCAGCUUUGAAAACUUUCAUAUACUUGCUUUGCUUUACAUCCAAAUAUCUUUAUUCAAUCUACAAGAAUGAGAAACAAGAUGGCCCUUUUGUUCUUUUAUUCAGAAACUUUUAUAAUUGGAGCAAUGUUGUUUAUUGGUAUUGGAGCUGAACCAGUAGCUGAUAAACAAGCUUUACUGGAUUUCCUUCACAACAUGAAUCACUCUGCACAUAUCAAUUGGAGCAAGAGUUCUUCUAUAUGCAAAAAAUGGACUAGAGUUACCUGCAAUACCGAAAAAUCAAGAGUUAUAUCGCUUCAGCUACAAAGUGUUGGACUGAAUGGUUCAAUUCCAUCUAACACUCUUAGUAGACUCACAGCACUUCAAAAUUUGAAUCUUGCUUCGAAUAGUAUAACUGGUUUCUUCCCUUCUGAUUUCUAUAAGCUGAGAAAUUUGACCUCUCUUUUCCUCCAAUUCAACAAGUUUUCUGGGCCAUUGCCAUUAGAUUUUUCAGUUUGGAAUAAUCUAACUGUUGUUGAUUUUUCCAAUAAUGGUUUUAAUGGAAGCAUUCCUUUAUCAGUUUCGAAGUUGACUCAUCUCACUUCUUUGAUUCUAGCUAAUAACACUCUUUCAGGUGAAAUUCCUGAUAUCAAUAUUCCUAGCCUGAAAGAUCUCAAUUUGGAAAACAAUAAUCUUAGUGGUGUUGUGCCUAAAACACUUCAUAGAUUUCCAAAAUUGUCCUUCUCAGGUAACAAUCUUACAUUUGUAGAUGUUUAUCCUCCAAAUUCUCAUAAGAAAAGGAAAAAAACCAAAGGGCUUAAAGAACAAGCGUUAUUAGGCAUCAUCAUUGGUGGUUGUGUGCUAGGAAUUUUAACCAUAGCAGUUUUCUGGAUUGUGUGCUGUUACAAGAAACACGGCGAAGCGGGACAACUUGUUAAGUCUCAGAAGAACAAAGAAGUUUUUUCUGAUAAAAAAGAAUCUUCUGAGAGUCUAGAACGAAACAAAAUUGUUUUCUUUGAAGAUUGCAAUUAUGUAUUUGACUUGGAAGAUUUGUUGAGAGCUUCUGCUGAGGUGCUUGGAAAGGGAACUUUUGGUACUGUCUAUAAGGCUGCUUUAGAGGAGGCGACGACAGUUGCGGUUAAGCGGCUGAAGGAGGUUACGGUUGGGAAGCGGGAGUUUGAACAGCAGAUGGAGAUGGUUGGAGCAAUUAGGCAUGAGAAUGUGGCUGCUCUAAGGGCUUAUUACUAUUCAAAGGAGGAGAAACUUAUGGUUUAUGAUUUUUAUGAACAAGGCAGUGUCUCCGCAAUGUUGCAUGGCAAAAGAGGGGCAGAUAGAAUUCCUUUAGACUGGGAAACCAGGUUGAGAAUAGCAAUUGGUGUAGCAAGAGGCAUUGCACACAUCCAUGCACAAGAAGAAGGAAAACUAGUCCAUGGAAACAUAAAAGCCUCAAACAUUUUCCUCAACUCUAAAGGGUAUGGUUCCAUCUCUGACAUUGGUCUAGCAACCAUGAUAAUAAGUCCAACAUCUCCAAGAGCAACAGGAUACCUUGCACCUGAAGUAACUGAAACUCGAAAAGCAACUCCGGCGGCUGACGUCUAUAGUUUCGGUGUCUUGUUACUUGAACUUUUAACUGGAAAAUCUCCUUUACAUGUAGGUGAGGAAGUUGUUCAUUUGGUUAGGUGGGUGAAUUCUGUGGUUAGAGAAGAGUGGACUUCUGAAGUGUUUGAUUUGGAGUUAUUGAGGUAUCCUAAUAUAGAGGAAGAAAUGGUUGAGAUGUUGCAAAUUGGUAUGGCUUGUGUUGUGAGGAUGCAAGAUCAAAGACCAAAAAUGGAUGAAGUUUUGAGAAUGGUUGAAGACAUUCAUAGGGGUACUAGUGGAAAUAGACUUUCCACUGAAUCUAGAUCAGAUGGUUCUACUCCAAUAACUCCUCAUGUAAUAGAAACACCUAUUUCUCUUCCACAUUGAUAUUCUUUGAGUAUAUUGUCAAUGUAAAACUAAUUUAUAUCAAUAUGCAUUGAAUAUAUUUUUAUUGCUUAUUUUAGUGAAUGGUUGUUAAAUAUGUAUUUUAGUCAUUACAGUGAUAUCUUGACUUGACGAAGGCUUGAGAUUUUAGUCACUACAGUGAUAUCUUGACUUGACGAAGGCUUGAGACCUGAGAAUGUGUUCAUCUUAAGGUCUCAGAUUUGAAUUUUACUAGGUGUUAAGUCAAUUCAUAUAAAGUUUUGUUCUGCCUUUAAAUGAGAUCCUCAUAAAUAGACAGUGAAAUUGAUUUUCCUCAGAUUUCUAGGGCCGGCCGGACAUGAGUUUUAAGAAAAACAUAGAAAUGACAGUUGGUGUGAAAUUGGGAAUAUAUUUGGUGGUAUAAGUUGUUAAGUAACCAAAUGUAGGAACUAGGAAGUAUCAAGUUGGGUCCAUUGAUUUGGUAUUAUUUGGUGAGGGAAUCUUAUUUUGAGCCAUGAUUGAGGGAAUGGGGUCUACAAUUGUUCUCUGCCAAGAAGUUAAAGGAUCACAAACUUUAGUCAAAUUAAGUGAAAGAAAAGGAAAA
Vicia villosa (hairy vetch) is the source of this 3036-nucleotide messenger RNA. RefSeq names its product probable inactive receptor kinase At4g23740. NCBI's taxonomy places the organism in Eukaryota, Viridiplantae, Streptophyta, Magnoliopsida, Fabales, Fabaceae. The transcript has 2 exons. Gene Ontology annotation, molecular function: protein kinase activity; protein binding; ATP binding. The record is from RefSeq and is a predicted model, not a curated record. The coding region runs from base 582 to 2456 and encodes 624 amino acids. Gene Ontology annotation, biological process: protein phosphorylation.